Messenger RNA from Scylla paramamosain (green mud crab), 2041 nucleotides. It is a transcript of the gene Dus1, whose product is annotated as tRNA-dihydrouridine(16/17) synthase [NAD(P)(+)]-like. The record is from RefSeq and is a predicted model, not a curated record. The transcript has 9 exons. Gene Ontology annotation, molecular function: tRNA dihydrouridine synthase activity; flavin adenine dinucleotide binding. Gene Ontology annotation, biological process: tRNA processing. NCBI's taxonomy places the organism in Eukaryota, Metazoa, Arthropoda, Malacostraca, Decapoda, Portunidae. The coding region runs from base 146 to 1960 and encodes 604 amino acids.
ACGUGCGUGCAGAGGGACAUAUUCGGGAAGCAAGCGACGUAAACAACACGCGGCUCCCGAGGAGUAGCAUAGUGACGUGUGUGUGACCUGUGGGGACCAACUACUGGCCUUGGCUUGCCUCUACGCUCUUCAAACACUCAAGGUGAUGCCGGGGCCGCGUGGGUACGACUUCUGGCGGGAGACCCUGGGCGGCGCGCGGCUGGCGGUGGCGCCGAUGGUGGACGCGUCUGAGCUGGCGUGGCGGCUGCUGUCCCGCCGCUACGGUACCGAGCUGUGCUACACGCCGAUGCUGCAUGCCCACGUGUUCGUCAAGGAUGCGCGGUACAGGCGUGAGAACCUUGCUUCCUGCCCCGAGGACCGCCCGCUCAUUGUGCAGUUUUGCGCUAACGACCCGGACACCUUCGUGGCGGCGUGCCAGCUGGCCGCCCCGCACUGUGAUGCCGUGGACCUCAACCUGGGGUGUCCUCAAGCCAUCGCCCGCCGCGGCCACUACGGAGCCUUCCUGCAGGACGAGUGGGACCUGGUGCGGACCAUGAUUGAAAGAGCUUCGACGGAAGUGGACGUUCCAAUCACUGCGAAGAUCCGGGUGUUCGAGGACGUGGCGAGGACGGUGGAGUAUGCGAGGAUGCUGGAGGGCGCCGGGGUGUCCUUGCUUACUGUGCACGGCAGGACACGGGAGCAGAAGGGUCCCCUGACAGGUCUUGCCUCCUGGCCUCACAUUAAAGCCGUCAAGGAGGCAGUCAAGGUACCGCUGAUAGCAAACGGCAACAUUCAGUACCUGGCGGAUGUGGAGAGGUGUCUCGCCGCCACGGGUGCUGACGGCGUGAUGAGUGCUGAGGGCAACCUGCACAACCCCGCCCUCUACGCCGGCACGCACCCCACCGUGUGGCAGGUGUCCCUCGAGUACCUGCACCUGGCCCUCGAGCACCCCUGCCCCACCAGCUACUCCCGCGGGCACGUCUUCAAGCUCCUGCACCACUGCCUUUCUAUGCCCGAGAACUUUGACUUGCGCUACCGUCUGUCCAAAACCUCCCGCGUCGAGGACAUGAUCGGCGUGGUGGAGGCUCUUCGGGAUCGCAUGUCGCCUUACCACACUGGGGAGAAGGCGUGGGAACCCGACCCCGCCUCGGAGCAAGCCCGCCUCCCGAUGCCCCCCUGGUUAUGUCAGCCCUACGUCCGUAUCCCCCCCGAGGAACAUCUCAAGAAGGUGCAGGAGAGUCAGCAGCGCGCCCUCCAGAUCCAGAAGCAGCGGAAGGAGAAGCAGAAGCAGGAGGAAGAGGAGAAUGAGCAGCAGCAACAAGAGAAUGGCGAAGAAGAUGAGAAGGAUAAAGAUGGAAGCGACAGCAAUAAGAGGCCCAUUGCGGAAGAGGGCGAGGCGGGUGAUCUGUCCAAGAAGAAGAAAAAGAAGAUGGUGAGGAACCCGAGGAAGUCCUUUGGCAAGCAACACGACCACUACGAGAAGUGUGUCUGUCGCAAUCCCAAGGGAGGCCGCUGCUCGCACGGGCUGUGCCGGGCGUGCUGCAAGGUGAAGUGCUACACGCAGGGCCUGGACUGUCCCGGCCACCGCAUCCUGGUCAAGACCAAACGAGAGAAGGCGGCGAUAUAUUACGCCCAGCAGGAGGCGCUGAAGAAGGAGGAGGAGGGGAAGGAGGGUCGGGCAGCGGAGGAGGAUGGUGGGGAGAAACUGCUGUCCUCCCAGACUCCCCAAGACCAGAGGCAGGAGCACCAGACCAUGGACUCGCCUCCCCAGCAGGAGCCGCUGCUGCCACUCACGGCAGAAGCGGAGGCUCGUGAAUCAGGGAAGACGGAUGAACCCUUGGGGCCUGAGGGAGUUGCUGCAGAGGAAUCAAUCGGCACUCUACUGCAGGAGGUUCCCAAUGGUCUCCCAGAUGACUCCCCGCCACUUACCGACGAGGAGAAAGACUCUCAGGACUCAGGAUUGGCCAAGGCUGUCACUUAGCGAGGCGUUUGUCUUGUCGGUGACGCAACACAGACUGACAGACACCAGACUCAUAUAUUUUGAAUAAACAGGGAAAUUGUA